Oreochromis aureus is the source of this 1485-nucleotide messenger RNA. Its product is annotated as extracellular matrix protein 2. The record is from RefSeq and is a predicted model, not a curated record. Gene Ontology annotation, molecular function: collagen V binding; heparin binding; protein binding. Bases 257 to 1246 code for a protein of 329 amino acids. Gene Ontology annotation, biological process: positive regulation of cell-substrate adhesion; extracellular matrix organization. Lineage: Eukaryota; Metazoa; Chordata; Actinopteri; Cichliformes; Cichlidae. Gene Ontology annotation, cellular component: extracellular matrix. The transcript is spliced from 8 exons.
AGAAGAAGAAGAGGAAGAGGAAGAGGAGGAGGAGGAGGAAGAAGAAGAAGAAGCAGAGGAAGAGGAAGAAACGACUGAGUCGCCCAGCAAUCAAACAGAAACGUGUCAGAGCACUGAGAGAGAAAUCAACUGCAGGGGCAUUGGCAUCACUCACCUGCCAAGCUUCCAAAACCUUGAAGCCACGAAGGUGGAUUUGGCAGAGAACAACAUCAGGAUCAUCACAGCACAAGCUUUCUCGGGCCUCCUGAACCUGGACAUGCUGGACUUGAGUCAAAACAUACUGGACGACGAGUCGUUCAACCAAAACCCACUUUCUAACUUGACCUCUCUGAGGAAGCUGAAUCUGGAUGACAACCGCAUCACCGUGAUCCCGACGCUGCCUUCAUCUCUGGAGGAGCUCAAAAUCAAAAACAAUAAGCUGAGUGGACUCACACCGCACUGCUUCAAAGGUUUGAUGAACCUCCUGAAGCUAGAGCUGGGAGGAAAUACUCUUCACGAGGGCAGUGUGUCCCCUCUAGCUUUUAGACCGCUACAGAGACUUCUUGACCUCCAGCUGAGUAACAAUCACUUCCGGUCCCUACCACUGAACCUUCCUCGCUCUCUUCAGACGCUGCAAAUGACUGAAAAUCUAAUUGAGGAGCUGACAGAGGACGCGCUGAGGGGCUGCAUUCAUUUGAGAGUGCUCGAACUGAGGCACAACCGUCUGCAUGAACAAGGCAUCGCUACCCACGCAUGGACGCGUCUUAAGUCCUUGGAAGCCUUGGAUCUAUCUCACAACCUGUUCACUUCUGUUCCUCUAAAUCUGCCGCGCCCUCUUCGUAACCUGACCCUCCAGCACAACAACAUCAGUCACAUCCCAGCCUUCACGUUCCGUCACCUGCGGCCUGGCCUGCGGUCCCUGCGUCUGUCCCACAAUGACCUGAGCGACGACGGUAUAAAACAGUUCUCUUUUGUCGGAUCUUACCGCUCGCUGAGUGAGCUCCUAUUGGACAACAAUCGCCUUGGAGAGGUUCCUCGCUGCAUCAGGCAGUUUAAGAACCUGCAGGUGCUGAGACUGAGCAACAAUCAGAUCAGGCUGGUGAGGCAGUGGGGCGUGUGCCACCCUCGCAAUUCGGGCUCCUUGGCUUCAGUCCACCUCGAAAAUAAUCUGCUGGAAGUCGAGAAGAUUCCUCCAAAUGCUUUCUCCUGUCUCACCGACCCUCAGGGACUUGUUCUAUAUCCACAGCAGUGGUCUGCAUAUGACUGAUAGGACAGAGGGUGGGAUAGACAUACAGGAACACAUUUUUUCUCUCACUUUUGCAUCAUCCUAUAAUGAUACAGUGUUUGCAGAAAAAAAUGUUUCACCAUGUAUUUUGCUUAGUAAGCUGCAGCUUUCAUUAUAUCAUCUCUAAAGCUAUUUUCCUUUCACAUGUCAUCUUUGAUCAUUUCAGUAUGUAAUAAAGCAAACAUGUGCUUCAAAUUGUGCUUAAAAUAACCAAUGUUUUA